This is a messenger RNA of Prorocentrum cordatum, 2427 nucleotides long. The record is from the annotation of a GenBank genome assembly. Lineage: Eukaryota; Dinophyceae; Prorocentrales; Prorocentraceae.
AUGCCGGCCGCGGCCAAGUGGACUCUCAAUACGUCCGCCCGGAGGGACCUCUCGGCGGCGGGCCCGCAGCUCCUGGCGGCAGCCGGGGGGGCGCCCACGCACGACCUGGCGCACGCCGGCCAGGCCCAGCACCUGCUCCAAGUCUGGAGAACCCUCGUCGCCGUGGUGGCGGCGCUGCCCGCCGCCAGCCAGCCCAGCCUCCACGCACUGGCGCGGCCGCUGCUCGAGGAGAUCCGCCAGGUCUGCUUGGCGGGGAGCCCCUCAAGACAGGCCCUGCAGGUCCUCGUCUGCGUGCUGACAGACCUGGAACCCUGCAGCGAGCAGUCGGCGGUCUUCCUGAAGAGCCUCCUGCUGGCCUUCUGCGAGUGGAUCCCGCACAGCGUGCUGGACGAGACGUUCUCCGCCCUGGACCAGAUGCUGAGGCUCAUCGGGCACGACAGGCUGGACGAGCGGGUGACGCGGGCCCUGACCCACUCGAUGCUGGACCAGUACACUUCGAGAAGGCACGGGCAGUUCCACGGGGAGCGCCGAGCUGGUAAGGUGGACAUGGCGCGGGCAGCACAGCAGGAGAGCCGACGCGAGAUAAAGGCGUUGGACGCCGGGUGCCGCACGGAGCGGAUCGCCGUGUUCAAGAAGACCAAGAUGUGCAAGUUCCACAUCAUGGGCGUGUGCACCCAGGGCGACGGGUGCCGCUUCGCGCACGAGCGGCAGCAGCUCCAGGCCGCCCCCGACCUCUCCUGCACGAAGCUCUGCAAGACGCUGAUCAACACGGGGGCCUGCGGCGACAGCGCCUGCCGCUACGCGCACAACCGCGAGGAGCUCCGCGCCAUGCCCGACGAGCCGGUGCCCGGCGGCGCCCGCGGCCGGCAGACCCUCCGCCUGCAGGAGGCGGGGCCCGGCCCCUGUGGGCCGCUGGCCGGGCAGCUGCCGCUGCAGGCGGCGCAGCCGGCCGUGCAGGCCGCGCUGCUGCAGAUCGUGCAGGCUGCAGCGGGCCCCCCGGGCGGCUUCGUGGACCUCACCACCCUUGGCCUUCAUUACCAGACCGCGGCGAUCGCCGCCCAGUGUCCGAGCCUGCCUGCGAUCCCUGCCUGCCCCGAGCUGGUGUGCUCGUCGGGGCCCCCGCUCCCGGCCUGCCCGGCUGCGCACUGUGAGUGCUCGUGCCCCAAGCCCGAGGCGGGCAGCUGGCUGCUGCUGCUGGGCGCGGGCGUGGCCACGGGCUGCGCGCUGGCGGGUCUGGUGCUCGGCGCUGCCGUCGGAGAGAUGGCGGCCAGGCCGCGCUCGCUUGACAUACGGGAGCCGCAGAUCGUCGUGAAUUUCCCUCUGGAUGCUCUGCCGUGGCAUCAUCGGAUUCUUCUGCACGCCAUGGGCGACGGGCGCUGGAUGUGCUUGACGCCAGAUAUGGAGAUCACGCAGCACAACUUGAACGAGCUGCGCCACUAUGUCCUCGAUCGUAAUGCGCAGUUUCCUCGGUGGGUGCUGGCUGGGCUCUAUGCUUUCGACCCCAUCGACCACGGGGAGCUGCUUGAGCUGAAGCGCCAGGCCCGACAGCGCGCGGCGCUGCUGGGGGCUGGCGACGCCGAGGAUGAGGCGGACCUCGCUUGGGUGCUCGCCGAGCCGCGGGACGCGAGGUUCGGCGAGGUGGUGCCUGCUGAUGUGGUGGAGGACCCGAAUCGUUGUGCCCAUCUGCGAAGGAAGGGCAUCGUGAUGCUGGACGGGCAGGAGCGGAUGAUCGAGCUGAUCACCCGCGACGAGAGGGAUGACUGGAUGAAGGAGCGCAAGGAGAGCUGCGUCGACAUCCGCCUGAACGGCGACCAGCGGUCGAAGAUCGGCCGCAGGGACGUGGACUUCCGUGACGCCGUGGAACAGAUGGAGGAGGCGGAGCUCGCCGACUACACCGACUUAGGGCCGCGCGCGAUGGGCGAGUUCGUCACGUCGGUGGCCGUCGGCAGCGGGAACCUCACGAGCUACCAGGCCGAGUGGGAGCGCAUGAGCGGAGACUUCUCAGGGGGUGCCCAAUGCCACGAGCACCGUUCGCUCCUGGAGAUCGCCCGCCGUGCGAUUUGCAUGGACCAGCUCAAUGUGAAGAACCUCCACUGCAUGGAGGCUCUGGUCAGGCGGGUCAUCCAGAUCGAGAUGGCAGUACAGCGCAAUCCACGGCAUCCAGACUUUUCCGGUCUCGAGGAUGCCGUCGGCGGGCCCACAGGUGCAUCGGGCUCUGCCGCCGUCCCGAGAUACACAGAGUUUGUGGUGGCCCGCCAGAAGGACCGCGCCAACAUAUUGAAGCAGAUGAGGUUGCACAAAGAGGAGCUGGAGCGGGAGCGCCCUUCGGACGACGGGGGGAAGCGCAACCGGAAGGACAAGGAGAAGGACAAGGGCAAGAAGAAGAAGGGCGGCCCCCCGGGCGAUGGCUCGGGGGGCGGGGAAUGA